UUCUGUUGCGCCGUUUAUGCUCGGUGCGCACCCAGGGCAGCGUAGAAACGUGAAGGAGCACUUCAUAACUAAGAGAGACAACCAUUCAAAUGGCGCGCAUUUUCAUUGUUACUCGUACGUCCGAGUGCAAGGAAAAUGGAGGACGAUGCAAGGGAGAGAUCGAACUUCGCUACCGGUCUGAUCGAGAACAGAGCUAAGGAGGUUGGAGUGGCUGCUUUUGACUUGAGGUCAGCCUCACUGCAUCUUUCUCAAUAUAUUGAAACCAGCAGUUCAUACCAGAAUACAAAGACUUUGCUGCAUUUCUAUGAUCCGAUAGUGAUCAUUGUUUCUCCAAAUAAGCUUGCACCAGAUGGUAUGGUUGGAGUUUCAGAGUUGGUUGAUAGAUUCUACUCUUCAACCAAGAAGGUUGUGAUGGCCCGCGGUUGCUUUGAUGACACCAAGGGAGCUGUGAUGGUUAAAAAUUUAGCUGCCAAGGAGCCUUCAGCACUUGGUUUGGAUACUUAUUCUAAGCAGUAUUAUCUCUGCUUGGCAGCUGCUGCAGCUACCAUCAAAUGGAUAGAAGCAGAGAAAGGGGUCAUUAUUACGAACCAUUCAUUGCUAGUCACUUUUAAUGGGUCUUUUGACCACAUGAAUAUUGAUGCUACCAGUGUUCAAAACUUGGAAAUUAUUGAGCCACUGCACUCUGCCCUUUUGGGCACAACCAACAAAAAAAGAAGUCUGUUUCACUUGUUCAAGUCAACAAAGACUAUUGGAGGGAGUAGACUUCUGCGAGCCAAUCUUUUGCAACCUUUAAAAGACCUUGAAACUAUUAAUGCUCGUCUAGAUUGUCUGGAUGAACUGAUGAGCAAUGAACAGCUGUUCUUUGGGCUUUCUCAGGUUCUUUGCAAGUUUCCAAAAGAAACUGAUAGGGUACUUUGUCACUUCUGCUUUAAGCCAAAGAAAGUGAAAAAUGAGGUCAUGGGAGUUGAUCAAGCUAGAAAGAGUCAAAUGUUGAUAUCAAGCAUUAUUCUUCUCAAAACUGCUUUAGAUGCCUUACCUUUGCUCUCAAAGGUGCUUAAGGAUGCAAAAAGUUUUCUUCUUGCUAAUGUGUACAAGUCUAUAUGUGAAAAUGAAAAAUAUGCCUCCAUUCGGAAAAGAAUUGGUGAGGUGAUAGAUGAAGAUGUGCUUCAUGCACGGGUUCCGUUUGUUGCCCGCACUCAGCAGUGUUUUGCUGUGAAGGCUGGGAUAGAUGGACUUUUGGAUAUUGCACGGAGAUCUUUCUGUGAUACUAGUGAAGCAAUACAUAACCUUGCAAACAAGUAUCGUGAAGAUUUUAAGUUGCCAAAUUUGAAACUCCCGUUCAACAACCGACAUGGGUUUUACUUUAGUAUUUCCCAGAAAGAUAUCCAGGGAAAGCUGCCUAGCAAGUUCAUUCAGGUCCUGAAACAUGGGAACAAUAUACAUUGCUCGACUUUGGAACUUGCUUCUCUGAACGUUAGAAACAAGUCUGCAGCCACAGAAUGCUAUACACGCACUGAAGUUUGCCUUGAAGCACUAAUGGAUGCUAUACGGGAAGAUGUCUCCCUUCUCACAAUUCUUGCAGAGGUCUUAUGCCUUUUAGAUAUGAUUGUAAAUUCAUUUGCUCAUACAAUAUCCACUAAGCCUGUUGACCGAUAUACUAGGCCAGAAUUUACAGAAAAUGGCCCAUUGGCAAUUGAUGCUGGAAGGCACCCUAUUCUAGAGAGCAUUCACAAUGACUUUGUUCCUAACAAUAUAUUUCUUUCUGAAGCAUCAAACAUGGUGAUUGUUAUGGGUCCAAACAUGAGUGGCAAGAGCACUUAUCUUCAGCAAGUGUGCCUUGUGGUCAUUCUUGCGCAGGUUGGUUGCUAUGUUCCUGCUCGGUUUUCAACCAUAAGGGUUGUUGAUCGCAUAUUUACCAGGAUGGGGACAGUGGACAACCUUGAAUCCAACUCCAGCACGUUCAUGACCGAGAUGAAGGAGACGGCUUUUGUCAUGCAGAAUGUCUCAGAAAGGAGUCUGAUUGUAAUGGAUGAGCUUGGGAGGGCUACUUCUUCCUCUGAUGGAUUUUCAAUUGCAUGGAGCUGCUGUGAGCAUCUUUUAUCACUCAAAGCGUAUACUAUAUUUGCUACCCAUAUGGAGAACCUGUCAGAGUUAGCAACAAUCUACCCCAAUGUGAAAAUUCUUCACUUUCACGUUGACAUAAAAAACAACCGUUUAGAUUUCAAGUUUCUACUCAAGGACGGACCACGACACGUGCCACAUUAUGGCCUUCUAUUAGCAGGAAUGGCAGGGUUACCAAACUCAGUGAUUGAAACUGCCAGAAGCAUCACCUCAAAAGUAACAGAAAAGGAAGUGAGAAGGAUGGAAGUAAACUGCUUGCAAUAUUGUUCAAUCCAAAUGGCUUAUCGCGCGGCUCAACGGUUGAUAUGCUUGAAGUACUCCACCCAGGAUGAGGAUUCAAUCCGGCAAGCAUUGGAGAAUCUCAAAGAGAGCUACAUUGGCGGAAGGCUGUAGCACUUUGUCACUUUGCUCUCGUGUAGAAAGUACUAUAAAGCUUUGCCCAUUUAAAGAACAAAUUUCUUAUGGGCUGUGUGUCAGGACCACAUCACCGCAAAUGCAAUUGUGACCAAUUUGCUGAAAAGAUCAUCUCUCGGAAUCAACACAAAGCCAUAAGGUGCUGCAAGAGUUUGUUCUUUGCAUAAAAAUGGUGGUAUUUUGGGAUUGACAGGUAA
Molecule: messenger RNA, 2732 nt
Organism: Malania oleifera
Lineage: Eukaryota; Viridiplantae; Streptophyta; Magnoliopsida; Santalales; Ximeniaceae
Product: DNA mismatch repair protein MSH4
Exons: 24
Coding region: 136-2514 (792 amino acids)
Biological process (GO): reciprocal meiotic recombination; mismatch repair
Cellular component (GO): nucleus
Molecular function (GO): ATP binding; ATP-dependent DNA damage sensor activity; mismatched DNA binding
Source: RefSeq, a predicted model, not a curated record